AUGGAGUGCACCUCCUCCUCCUCCGACCGGCCGCGCGAGCCGGUUCGAGCCUUCUCCAGGGCGCCCUCGACCCUCGCUCUGCUGGGAAAUACCUGGCACGCGCCUGAAAGAUCGCCGGCCGUUCCCGGGCUCGGCCGCCGGUCCUUCUCGCUGAUCGAGAUGCACAUGCGCCAGGGCUCCGCGCCGCGCCUGCGGGAGUUUCGGCCGGCGCCAGUUUUCCACAAACACGACUCGGUCCUCGGCGCGCACGCGGUGGUGCGAGACCUCGAGGCGAUGGGAGGCCUCAUCUCCUCGUCGCACUCGCUGUCGAGGCUGCCGUCGGCGCCUCCCCGCUCGUCGUCAUCUGAACCGCCGCCGCAGCCUGGCGAAGCCGCGGCCGUCGAGGGUCCCAAGCAGGAGCCGCCACCGGCGGAGGCGUUUUGCACGCGGCCGCACGCCAUCGGCGCCGCGUCGGGUCUCCUCCUGUUUGGCUGGCUGCAGUUUGUCGAGCUCUCUGCCGAGCAGCCGCUCGCCAACGAGAUGCUCGCCGUUGUCGCCCUCGUCGCCGUCUUUUGGAUGUUUGAGGUCCUCCCGCUGCCCGUCACGUCGCUGCUGCCGAUGCUCCUCAUCCCUGCGUUUGGGAUCCUGGACCACAGCCUGGUCGCGUCCGCCUACUGGGGCCCGGUGCAGAUGAUGUUUGUGGGCGCCUUCAUCGUCGACGUCGGCAUCGAGCACGUGAUGCUGCACCAGCGCCUCGCCCUCAACAUCCUCCUCCGCACCGGCGUCGAGCGGCCGUUUGUCGUGCUCGCCUCCUUCUCGGCCAUCUCGUUUUGCUUCUCGUCCGUCUGCUCAAACACGGCCACGGUCGUGAUGCUCGUCCCCUUCGCCACCGGCCUGCUCGACACGGCCGCGGAGCAGGCGCGCGCACGCGGCGAGGAGCACCAGGCCGCGAGCCUGCAUGCGGGCGUGCUGCUCGGCAUCGCGUUCGCGGCAAACGGCGGCGGCAUCGCCACGCUCGUCGGCACGCCACCAAACGGCGUCCUUGCCGGACAGCCCUCGCUGCACGGUGAGGUUGGGUUCGCCAAUUGGUUCCUGUUUGCGGCGCCGAUCGCGUGUUGCACUCUCCUCAUCGCGCUGACCGUGCUGCACUUUGGCGUCGUCGCCGCGGGCGCGCUGGCCUUGCAGGUCUUCCUGUGGGUCUCGCGGCCGUACUUGCUCGAGCCCGUCUUUGGCCCCGGCCUCGGAGAUUCGGCGACAGCUUGCGGCGCGGCGGUCCUCCUCUUCGUCGUCCCCUCGUCGGAGCGGCCCGGCGAGAGCGUGCUCACCUGGAGCGUCGCGCAGCAACACCUCCCGUGGGGCAUCCUCCUCCUCCUCGGCGCCGGCUCUGCCAUCGCCUCGCCGAGAUCACCCGAGAGCGCCGGCUUUGCCAUCGCCGCGGGGUGCGAGGCGUCGGGCCUCACCACCGCUCUCGGAGGCUCGCUCGCCGAGGCGCUGUCGGGCCUCACGGAUUUGCCGCUCGUCAUCACGAUCGUCGCCGCCGUCUCGCUCCUCACACAGCUCACCUCAAACACCGCCACCGCAAACACGCUCCUCCCGCUGCUCAACGCCGUCGCAAAGGCCAAGCUCACCAACCCGCUGCUGCUGCUGCUGCCCACCACCAUCGCGUGCAGCUUCGCCUUUGUGCUCCCAGCCGCCACGGCGCCAAACUCGGUCAUCUUUGCGACCGAGCGCCUCGACAUCGCCGACUUUGUCGUCAACGGCGGGAUCACCACGGGCCUCUCCAUCGCCAUAUGCAGCCCGCUGGUCUACCUCAUGGCCGACACGGUCUUCGACGUGCGAGCGCCGUACCCGCGCUGGGCCUGUGACGACCCGGAGAGCUGCGCUUGGGUCGCCGUCGCCGGCGAGGUGGAUGGCUCGUCUGUGGAGGAGCAGGCGUGCGCCGUCGUCAGCGAUGAGAGCUGCCGGCUGCGCAACGGCACGCUCGUAGACCUCGCCGCCACACUGGCCGAGACCGCAGAGCCGCCCUGA
Messenger RNA from Emiliania huxleyi CCMP1516, 2007 nucleotides. RefSeq lists its product as hypothetical. The record is from RefSeq and is a predicted model, not a curated record. The transcript is spliced from 4 exons. Lineage: Eukaryota; Haptophyta; Isochrysidales; Noelaerhabdaceae. The coding region runs from base 1 to 2007 and encodes 668 amino acids. Gene Ontology annotation, cellular component: membrane. Gene Ontology annotation, biological process: monoatomic anion transmembrane transport.